GCCACGUGCGGCGCUGUUGACUCCCGGUGCGGAAGGAUGAGUUCCCAGAGGGGGAACGUGGCCCGCUCACGGCCCCAGAGACAUCAGAACUCGCGAGUCUUCAAAAAUGACAAGUAUGACACAAGCGCCCAGCGCAAGAAAAUCAAUGCAAAGCUUCAUGAUGGAGUGUGUCAGCACUGUAAGGAGGUCUUGGAGUGGCGUGUAAAAUUCAGCAAAUACAAACCACUAUCAAAACCGAAGAAAUGUGUGAAGUGCCUCCAAAAGACUGUAAAGGAUUCUUACCAUAUUAUUUGUAGAUCUUGUGCUUGUGAAUUAGAAGUCUGUGCUAAAUGUGGAAAGAAAGAAGAAAUUGUAGUUCUGAUCAGUAAAGGACCAGAGAAGAUGGAGAAUGAGACUACUGCAAAUUGCCAAAGAAGGAUCAGUAGAAGAGAGGAGUCAGAGGAAAGUGAUGAACUGGAUUUUGACAUUGACUUAGAUGGCAUGGAUGAGAAGAAUCCUGACAUGCUUGAGGAACAUUUUAAAAAUAUGAAGUUUGAAAGGACAGAAGUCUGAAACUGUUCCUGUAGAAUCUUAUAUGAAAGGCUAAAGUUCUAGUCGGGAGACUGUACAACUGAAGAAAAAAGUCAAAGUGAUACUUACCUAGUAUUUCCACUAGGACAGUUCAGUCUGACAUUUGAGUGCUUAACACACUGCUAAUAUAAAUGGAACAUUUAUAUUAGAAUUGGCUCUCAAAAAGCUUUAUGCAAGAGGGAUUCCACAAUAAAAAAACAUAUGUCAAUUUCUGGUAUACAGGGAGUUAUGGAGCCUUUCCACUUCCAGGUCAUUGGUUUUAAAAAUCAUCCUGAUUGGAAGUGUCUGUAACUCACUGUCAUGUGGUGACUAUUCUGUUUGUGCAAAGUGAGUUGCAGAUCUCAGGCCAAAGUAUUAUGGACAAAUGGCCGUAUCACAGGAAGGAAAGUUAAACUGUCAAAAAUAGCGCUAAUGAACAAUUCUAGAGACUAAGCUACUUUCUUAGUCAUGCUAAUAUGCUCCAGAACAGGGUUCUGCAGAGUACUGCCACUACCCCCACGCUUGCUGCUCAUCUCGUGUGUGUAAAUAGAAGAUCUGAAUGCUGUUAUGGUACCUCUCAUAAGCAACAGUACUUCAAUUGAAGUCAUGUCAUUAACAUUUAAAAUGUUAAUGACAUGACUAAGAUUCCCAGUGUGGAAAGACCACAAGCCUACUGUUUUUGGUUAGUAUAUAGUUGGUUUCACACAGCUGAUCUUUCCUUUGUGAGCUGUAUUUCUAAUUCAGUUUGCCUUAUGAUAUGAGAAAUAAAUAGUGUCCUCUAGUGACAGUCACGUAUAACUGCAUUUAUUUUUCAGCUGCAAUAUUGCCAGGUUUGAUCUCUAAUCUAGUUCAUGUGUUUUUGUAGGAACAGCCUUUCUGAAAUUAAAGCAAAUCAGUUUUCUACAUUAAGGAGAACUAACUAUAAAAUAUGGACUAGAACAUCUUAAUGGGGAAGGCUUAACUAAGUUUAUUGGAAUAGAAUAACCCUUUUAUUACUUGAAUUCAGUAGCACCUCUUGGUUGUGUGCUUCGCAACCUGAAAUACUGCUGGAAUUAGCAAGUGUUUCAUCUGCUAUGGCAAUAGAUUCCAAGGCCAGAGGGGACCAAAAGUAUUAAACAAAAUUUUUACAAGAGACUAUUUAAAUUAACCACAUAUGGAUCAUCAUAGAAUUGCCCAGUUCUAAGGGACUUUGCUCAGUGUACACAGCUGACCUACCAAACAAAGUGCCAUCUUGGAUGCCCUGUCCAAUUACAGCAGCAGUGAGCCACGGAGGUUGAACUUCCUCACACCCCACUUGGAAAGUGGGGAAAUGUGGGUGGUUUUUUUUAGCCCAUGUAAGGCAAUAAGGGUUGGUUCCCAGUAGGUGGGAACUGCUAUACCAUGGAUCUUUUUUUAUCCAAGCAAUUUGAGCAAUUGCCAGGGAAUCUAAAUCAUGAAAGAAAUUGCAUGCAGGCUGCCACGGAGUGUUGAGUAUACAAAGGUGGCGGAUAUUGAGCCAAAAAUGAGGAAUAAAAUGAGUUCUUUUGCAUAAAGA
This is a messenger RNA of Malaclemys terrapin pileata, 2083 nucleotides long. It is a transcript of the gene C6H9orf85, whose product is annotated as chromosome 6 C9orf85 homolog. The transcript is spliced from 4 exons. The record is from RefSeq and is a predicted model, not a curated record. Lineage: Eukaryota; Metazoa; Chordata; Testudines; Emydidae. Bases 37 to 552 code for a protein of 171 amino acids.